Molecule: messenger RNA, 982 nt
Organism: Biomphalaria glabrata
Lineage: Eukaryota; Metazoa; Mollusca; Gastropoda; Planorbidae
Exons: 7
Coding region: 16-840 (274 amino acids)
Source: RefSeq, a predicted model, not a curated record
UACCAUCCCAAGCAUAUGGAGACGAUCCAUAAAGUGUAUAAAUACUUAGAGCAGAAGGUCCUUGUGAAGCCACGUACUAGGGAAGAUCACCACAUCAUUUACUAUAGUACGCUGUCAGAUAAAAUGCAGCUUCAGCUAAGCAGGACUCUGUUCUUGGUGCUGCUCUUUUGCGCGAACGAAGAUGAGGCCAAGCCAGACCAUUCCAUCCACAACUUGGCGGAGAUGCUAGUAGGGGUCUACACUAUGAGCGGGAUGUACAAGAAGCCACCACCUGGUUUCAGUUUUAUAAUUAGCGAUGUGGACCGAUCGCAGGUUACCGAAGGAUCAGGAACUAUUUGGCUUCUGCUUGAGCACUAUCUGUUCGUGAAAUUUCUAGUCAGAGCCAAUCUGGUGAAUCUUGUAAGCUAUGAAGACUCGGUGGAGGUCAACACAUUGUCACUAACAAGAUAUUGGUUCCAGGACGCAGUAAACCCAAUGACGAGGAAAUCUUUGAUGGAUUUAAAGCCAGAUUACAUUAAAGGUAUCAAAUAUUGCACAAUGCUGCGUUACAACGGUAAGAAGAAAGUAUUCACAACGAAGGAAGUCAUCUGCAAAAACUCGAGUGCUUCCUUGACGUACAACAUCUACAAUAUCACCAAACUGUCCAUUUCGUGUAACUAUAUCAGAGUUCAGAGCGAUAAAAUGUCUUACACUCUAAAGAAAGUUAAAAGCUUCUAUGACUUGCUUCCCGCAAAGUGGAAAGCCCCUGUACCGAUUUGCCAGAAUGCAGCCCCGGAGCAAACCGGAGAAAUGACUGCUAUGCGCCGAUGGAAGAACAAGAAGACGUUUAAAAUUCCUUAAAAAGUCACGUGAUCUACGAACUUGUCUAAAAGUGAAAUCAUGCUUUAGAUAAAAUACGAAACAAUUAUUAUAAUGGAAGCGAAAUUAAAAAAAAAAAAUGAGUUUAAUCGAUUUCGGAUUGAAAUAAAUUAUUGAUCACUUU